Molecule: messenger RNA, 2367 nt
Organism: Periophthalmus magnuspinnatus
Lineage: Eukaryota; Metazoa; Chordata; Actinopteri; Gobiiformes; Gobiidae
Gene: slc24a6a
Product: solute carrier family 24 member 6a
Exons: 17
Coding region: 298-2163 (621 amino acids)
Biological process (GO): intracellular calcium ion homeostasis; calcium ion transmembrane transport
Cellular component (GO): membrane
Molecular function (GO): calcium channel activity; calcium, potassium:sodium antiporter activity
Source: RefSeq, a predicted model, not a curated record
AGUGAAAACAGCCUACUCCCUCCCCGAUGGAGAAGCCCUAAUGAGCGGUGUGAUUUAGAGCACCAGAGCUGAACACUGUGCAGAUUUCAUGCUGCAGCUGAUUGAGCGUGUGUGUUCGUUGAAGCUCCUUGUGUUGACGGCGCGCUGUCGGUGAGGAUGCUGCUCCGGAGAUGCUGAUGACGGCUCGAUGACAGCGCUCGACUCCCUGGAUGGAUCUUGCAGCUUUGGGAUCAUUACAGCGAUAAGUCGGUCAACAUCCGUCCAAUUUGAAUUAGGACACGUGAGCAGCGACAUGUUAUGAACCGAGGAACAGCUUUGGUUGGGGGAAUGGGGCCACCGAAAAGACCAAAGCGAACUCGUCUCUUUUUCCGUUUGUGCAUCUGCGGAAUCGGGCUCCUCACAGCCGCCCUAACCGUGGAUGUUACAGGGUUGUCUGUAGUGCGUAAUGAAAAUGGAAAUAUCCUUUGGACGAAAAGAAGCCUUUAUGAAGAGAAAAGUGCCGGUAAUAAGACUCUGAGUGGCCUAUCUAAAUCUGCUAUUACAGAGUUUCCAGAUGACAUCUUUUCUUUGGAGCAGCGGCGUCAUGGAGCUGUAAUGCUUCAUGUUCUCUGUGCUAUUUACAUGUUUCAUGCUCUGGCCAUUGUGUGCGACAUUUACUUUGUUCCAUCUCUGGAAAAAAUAUCAGUGAAUCUUAAUCUUAGUGAAGAUGUUGCCGGGGCGACCUUCAUGGCGGCUGGGAGUUCUGCCCCUGAGCUGUUUACCUCUUUGAUUGGAGUAUUUAUCACAAAAGGAGAUGUAGGUGUGGGAACCAUUGUCGGGUCAGCAGUUUUUAAUGUCCUGGUGAUCAUCGGUCUCUGUGGCAUUUUUGCUGGGCAGCCUAUUUCUCUAAGCUGGUGGCCUUUAUUUCGAGAUUCUAUCUUCUACAUUUUGUCGAUAAUUGUGCUCAUCUUGGUGAUUUAUGAUGAAAAGGUUCUGUGGUGGGAAACAAUUAUUCUCAUUAGUAUGUAUGGAAUUUACAUAAUAAUCAUGAAGUUCAACAGGUCGCUGUGUAACUUGGUUGAGAGUCACUGCAGCUUGGGUCAGCCAUGUCUCAGCAAUUUGAGACGAACAACUGCUGUUGGAAAUAUAGGAGAUUGUGACAAUGACAUGGUGCCACUAAAGCCAGACUCAUGUGUGGUGGCCAGCCAGGACACUGGGGUGGUAAUGGUCGAUGAGCUUCUGAACCUGCACCCUCACCAGCUCUCUUUUUCAGAGGCAAGCCUUCGUCUUCUCAUCACCCCGCAUUUUCCCCCCUUCACCCGCCUGCGCAUGGCAGGACGCAUGGUCAUCAGCGAGCGGCAGAGGCUGAUUCAGGCUCGAGGUGGACACGAAGAAGGAACUGCAGCAGGUAAGGAGGGAGGGAGCAGGCCGUGGGGCCAAGACAACGGAACAGUGACUGAGAGAGAUGGACAAACUUUAGAGUGUGACACCAUCAAAGAAGAGAGUGGAGAGACACCAGGGGCUGCAGAAAUUAAAGAGGAAGAAGAAGAUGAAGAAGAGCAGGAGGGAGGAGAGGACCAACAUUCUGCAUUAAAUCCAUUCUGUUUUCCUAGUGGCUUGUGUGAGCGCCUGAAGUGGCUGCUGUCGUGGCCAGUGACUUUCUUGCUGUUUUUCACUGUACCCAACUGCAACAAGUCCCGCUGGGAGCGCUGGUACCUGCUGACAUUUUUGUCCUCCACUCUGUGGAUAGCCCUAUUUUCCUACCUCAUGGUCUGGAUGGUGACCAUCAUCAGUUAUACAUUGGGAAUCCCUGAGGUCCUUAUGGGCAUCACCUUUUUGGCAGCUGGCACCAGUGUGCCUGACUGUAUGGCAAGCUUAAUUGUUGCAAGACAAGGUAUGGGGGACAUGGCUGUCUCAAACUCCAUCGGCAGUAACAUCUUUGACGUACUGCUGGGACUGGGUUUCCCUUGGGCACUGAGAACUCUCAUAGUCAGCUACGGAUCCGUGGUGAAAAUAAACAGCAAAGGGCUAGUUUACUCAGUGAUACUGCUGCUGGCCUCUGUCACUCUUACUGUCCUGUGCGUCCAUUUAAACCAUUGGAAGCUGGACCGGAAGCUUGGGCUCUGUCUAAUGUUGCUUUAUGCCAUUUUCCUUCUUUGCUCUAUUGGCUUUGAAAGGCUGUAAAGGACAAACAUAUUUGUAAAUUUAAAAAUCUUUAAGACAUGUUUACUCAGGCACUCUGGGUAGCAGAAUUUGUCUUUCAGUCACAGCUUCUUGGAUAUUUCAGUAAAUACAGAUGUUUUGUUUAUUCUAAACCUUGUGGUGACUUAAAAGUGACCGUUUUCCUACAUAUGUGCGCAUGUGCUACUUUGAUUUUGUGAAAAUCUU